This is a messenger RNA of Gracilinanus agilis (Agile Gracile Mouse Opossum), 1044 nucleotides long. It is a transcript of the gene ZPBP, whose product is annotated as zona pellucida binding protein. Gene Ontology annotation, biological process: acrosome assembly; binding of sperm to zona pellucida. Gene Ontology annotation, cellular component: acrosomal vesicle; extracellular region; zona pellucida receptor complex. The transcript is spliced from 8 exons. Lineage: Eukaryota; Metazoa; Chordata; Mammalia; Didelphimorphia; Didelphidae. Bases 1 to 1044 code for a protein of 347 amino acids. The record is from RefSeq and is a predicted model, not a curated record.
AUGGAGAAUGCCCCUCGGGUCUGGUUGUGGCGAGAUCGGGAAUACGGCUCCCAGUUUUUCCCUCCCUUUUCCCUUCUUCUCUUCUUCUUGCUUCUCCAAAAACCCCCUUCAAUUGGAUAUCCCUAUUCUGAACGGUCCUCAAGACAGACCACUGGGAAUACAGACAUAGUGAAAGUAGUAGGAUCAACAGACACUCCAGUUAAAAUUUAUGUCAUGGUGAAUCACGUCAGUCCUCAUUUACUAUGUAUAAACAAAAGGCUGCGCAAUUUAGAGUUGAUAGACCCAGUUUUCCACUGGAUUGGACCAAGUGGUAAAACCAUCUCAGAAAACUCCUAUCUAAAAAUAACAACAACAGGAAGCCUUAUAUUCUAUAACUUCAAAAAAGAUAUGAGUGGAGUUUAUACUUGCUCCCUUUCAUAUAAACUUACAGUAGAAGACAUGGAAAAAACUGUUCAACUAAAAUACACUAUAUAUGCUUAUAUAGCUUCUAAUUUUUACUACGAGUUCACAGCUCGAUAUCAUUCUGCACCAUGCCAUAAUAUUUAUAAUACAGCUUUUGAGAAGAAGUUGCUUCAGAUUUUGAGUAAAUUAAUUGCAGAUCUUUCCUGUGAAGUAACAUUAGUCAAGUCUGAAUGUCAUCAUGUUAAAAUGCAGAGAGCUGGUAUACAAAACGAAUUGUUCUUCACAUUUUCAGUUAUCGCCAUAGAAAAGGGAACAAAAGGAACUGAUGCAUGCACAGAUUCUUCUUGUGAGCCUACUAAAAGACUAAAUAAGGCUCAAAAUCUCAUAAAGAGGUUUUUUGUCCAUCAAGUAGAAGUUCUGGAAAAGCGUUCAGAGCCACUUCCUGAGAUAUACUUUAUUGAAGGUACUCUGCAAAUGGUGGGGAUUGAUCGUUGCAAUCCAGGAUAUGGAAUAAAUGCUUUGACGCAUCCAGAUUGCGCUGAUUGUUGUGUGAUCUGCGCCCCUGGAACUUUUAACCCCCGCAUUGGAAUUCACUGCCUUCAGUGCAACAGGAGCCAUGCAUUUGGAGCAACAAAAUGCUAA